This is a messenger RNA of Gadus morhua (Atlantic cod), 2917 nucleotides long. It is a transcript of the gene spata18, whose product is annotated as spermatogenesis associated 18. Gene Ontology annotation, biological process: mitochondrial protein catabolic process; mitophagy by internal vacuole formation. The record is from RefSeq and is a predicted model, not a curated record. NCBI's taxonomy places the organism in Eukaryota, Metazoa, Chordata, Actinopteri, Gadiformes, Gadidae. Bases 161 to 1627 code for a protein of 488 amino acids. The transcript is spliced from 12 exons. Gene Ontology annotation, cellular component: mitochondrial outer membrane.
UCGAGGCGGUGCUUAGAGGUGACCGAACGAAGAAUAAUACGAACUCUAGAGUAUCAAAACCAAGCGCGCCCAGGACCCGGGCGGUCCCGUUUCAGGUUAAAGCGACCCGUUGUCUUUUAGCCUCGUCUUUGGGCAUCGCAGGACCACUGGAGGAGAGGACAUGGCCGAUACUCUGAGGAGACUUGUGAACAUAUCUGCCUAUGGUGUUUUACAGGAAAAACUUGAGAGCUGGUUCAGGGACUACCAUGUGAUUUCCUGUGACCAGAACCUGAACCGCUGCUGUGAGUUGAUUGAGCUCACCGCUAAGAUCCAGGGACAACUCUUCACCAUCCUCAACUUUGCUGCUGCAGAAGGGGGUCACUAUGCGGGCGUGGACACUCUUAAAACACGCCUCCUCCCAUGGCUGGGGACAUGCUUCUCCAUGGCUCGGCCCGCCGUCAGCGACGACACCAGCCUGCAGCUCAUGCAGGACUCUGCCCUGAAGGAGAAGAAGAUCAGGGAGCUCUCCAUGUCCCAUGACAACAACAUGCAGAAGAUGGAGACCCAGCUGUGCUCCACCCGCCUGCAGCUGGACUCCGUCAAGUCAGAGCUGGCUGACGUGCAGCUGGAGCUGGACAACACCAAGGACAAGUCAGCCACCACUCUAUUGGCCACAGAGGAUGAGAUCCUGCAGCUGAGGGCAGACAUGCGGGCGGCCCAUGAACAGCUGGAGGUCUACAGGAGGAAGGUGGAGGUUGUGGACGAGUACGAGAGACAGGUCCGCCUGCUGAGAGAGGAGGUCUCCUACCUCACCUCAGAGAAGAGCCUGCUGCAGGAGAGGUUGAGCAGGAGCCGCUCGUCCAGCCCGCUGCCCAGGCGGCCCUCCAGCCCCCUGAGGUCUGAGUCUCCCACACGCGCCCAACUGACCCAGUCCUCCCGCCAUGCCCGCCUGCUGUCGCGCUUCAGCGACCUCUAUGCCGUGGAGCGGCUGGAGGCCCAGAGCCUGCUGCGGCGCUACGUCGAUGACCUCACCAUGGUCCAGAAGAUAAUAUACAUCGCUGCCGUGGGGUCCUUCCAGACGGCGAAGCUAGCCUACAGACAGUUCAAGCUGCGUGUGAGGAAGACCCUGUCCUCGUCUCACAUGGGUCCAGAGACCCUGGAGGAUGCAGCCGUGGACUAUAUCGUCCGCAACAUGGAUCUGUACGAUGUCCAGGCCAGUGUCAACGACGUGAUCAACGCCAUGAACGUGAACCCACGGAUCUCCUUCCCUCCGGAGGUGGACUUCGCCCUUGUCAGCAGCCUGAUCAGGGAGACCUGCAGGGUGGCCUUCGCCAUGCAGACCCUGGACCCCCCCCUGGACCUGGCCUUCUCCAGUGAUGGGGAGCUCUUCAAUGACAACAAGUAUCGCCGUAGCUACGACUCUGAGUUUGCGGCGCCGCUGGUGCUGUAUCACGUGUGGCCCGCCUUGAUGGAGGGGGACAUCGCCCUCAUCAAGGGAGAGGCCGUGACCCACAGAGGAGCUCUGUGGAAGAGCCGAAGCCGCAGCAGCAGCCCGGUGCGCUCCCGCUCCCUGAGUCCGUCACGAGCAGUGACCUUUAACAGCGUCCGAAGCAAAUCCCCGGGCCGCCUGUCGGCUAGUUGGCUGUAGACCACGCACAAGACGCACAAGAGACGCACAAGAACAUGCACCAGAUGCACCCAAGCGUGCACAAGAUGCAUGCAAGAAGUAAAAGCAAGUUGGAUUUCAACAUAAUGGAGCUCUAAUGGGAUUUGUAUUGAAUUUGUAUCGGUUGGUGCUCAAAGUCAAAAGUUUAUUCCGAAGUACGCAACAUCAGUACUUCAGAAGAGUUUACAUGGUAGAAUACAGCAAUAUGUUAAAUAAAGGCAACAUGACAUGAGAAUUAAGUUUUUGAUUUAUCGGUUGAUUUCCCCAUAUACAACAAAGCAUGUUAAAUGCAAAAACGGUGUACUGUAAACUAAACCUAAAUUACAACUUAACGUUAUCCCUUGAAAACACAAAGGUUUUGUGAUUGUGUCACCGUCCUUAGGGGGCGGGUCAACCAAAUCCAACCAAUCAAGAAAAACAUUUGGGACCCCUCAAUUACUACCUUAUUUGAUAGUUAUCAUUAGGAGGCGGUAGGUUCUUCCACUAUGCCCAUUGACAGCUUUGACGAUCCAAUCAAAAUUAUAGAAAGGAUUGAAUAUUCAAUUCAAAGGAAGUUACAUUCUCAAAGCUCUUCAAGUCCUCUAUACCGUCCGCCAUGGUUAUUCCAUCCUACCAUACAAAUCAGCUACAAUAUAAAGAUGAUCUAUCAACAUAUAUCGUUUGUAUCCUUUUAGAUGUUUGAUUAUUUUCUUAAUUGUUUAAUAGAGGUGUUUGCGAAUUAAUAUGAAUAACAAUAUUAUGUUUCAACCUGCAAAUGAGCCCUUUUCUAGUCUGAAGAAUCAUUGAAACUGGCGAAACGUUCUCUCUCUCUAUCUCCCUCCUUCCCUUCGACCGGUGCUCAGUAUACUUUAUGGUGGGUAAAGUAGGUUUACUUGUAGAAAUACUUGACUGAUAAUAUAUUCAAAACGUUAUAUUAGUGUAUUUAAAAUAAGACUCAGAAACGUCAUGUUUUGGUGCUGUGGAUUUGAAUGAUAUCGUUAAUCAUAAAUAGGCCUCACAUUUUUCUAGUUGAUUAAAUCUGAAGUUGAUAGAGAUUGAUAACUUAUAUUAUGUCAAUUUCUUUGAUAUUAAGUACUUUGAAUUAUUUGUAUUCAUGAUCAUUUUUUGAAUCGUAGGCCGAACUUGACGGUAACAAAUUGUAUAGCCAUUAAUAGUCAUUAACAUUUUAACAUAAUUCAUAUUUUAACAACUUCGAAGGUCAGCAUAGUUCACUGUGCCUUGUAUGCCUUGUGCUGUAAGUCUUUUUUGAGAAAUAAACUUUUUAAAAACACA